AUGUCAACAUACGAAAAGAAAGCCUCAUCUCGUAAGGGCAAUAAUUCGAAGAAAGGCCAAGCCCAUCAAAAUAAUACAGCAUGGAAAGCCAAUAAAAAUUCGAAGAAGACUCGUCAGAUUAAUGCUUUACCUGUCUAUGGGUUAUGUCAACGUUGCACCGAUGUGAUUCUAUGGCGUAAAAAGUACAAGAAGUAUAAGCCUUUGACUACAGUGAAAAGAUGCACUAAUUGCCAGGAGAAGGCUAUCAAAGAAGCCUACCACGUGUUAUGUGAUAAUUGUGCACGAGAGAAAGGUGUUUGUGCGAAAUGUUUGGAGUCAAAAGAGAUUAUCACCACUAAGGACGAGAUCAAGACUAGUGCAGAUGAACUGAGGGAAGAACAGGAAUUGGAACGUAUGCUAAACAGAAUGACGCUCCGUCAACGUCGAAGUUAUUUGAGAAAAUUAGAAAGAGGAGAUGAUGUUACGGAUAUUGUUGGUACGAAUGAAGAUAGUGAUUUUGAUUUUGAAUUUAGUGAUGAGGAUGAGGAAGAAGUCGAGAGUGACAGUGAAGACGAGGGCAAGGAGAACAGUGUUGAUGGUGAUCAUGAAACUGAGGAAGAUAGCAGCGAUAAAGGAAAGGCUGAGAAGUUGUAA
Molecule: messenger RNA, 633 nt
Organism: Mycotypha africana
Lineage: Eukaryota; Fungi; Mucoromycota; Mucoromycetes; Mucorales; Mycotyphaceae
Exons: 3
Coding region: 1-633 (210 amino acids)
Source: RefSeq, a predicted model, not a curated record